UGAUCCGCCCACCGACCGGUAACGGCUCCAGUGAUCCACUAAUAACCCACACCGAGCUUAAAGAGCCCCCAAUUCAUGAGAUCUCAUCACAGACGAAGAAGAUGGAAGCUCUGAUCUCUCAGUUCGAAAUCCUCUCGGACCGAGCUCUGUGCGACAAGAGCUUCGAUCCGCACGCGAUUGAAGAUGUCAUGAAGCUCUUCGAGCUUGAUGCGUACAAGGCAUGGGCGGCCUCGGAGCUCGAGCAGGAUGAACAAGUCAUAGAGGCGGAGACUCACAUGGAUAAGGCGGAGGACCAUCUCCACUCCGUCAUGGACAGCGCCAUGGAGGAGCUCCGGCGGUUCGAGGAGGAGAUGGAUCGGAUGGCGCAGGCGGAACUAGAGAGCCUGGUCGGCGCGGCGGAGGAGGCGAGGACUGCCGGGAAGACAGCGGAGAUGGCGGCCGCUGCCUCUGCGAGGAAGUACAUAGAAUCUGCCGUCAGUUCUGCCGCUGCUUCCAUGAGAUCCGCCGUCAAGGCCGUUUCUUCUCAUUCCAAAAAGGUUCAUCCUUCUUGAAGGAGAUCAAUCGAUCGAUUAUGUAUUUCCAUCUUAUUGUGAUCAUCGAACAAUAAUGAAUAGCUUCGCUUAUCAUAAAUGAAGAUCUGGAUCCAUUAAAAGCGAGAUUUUAUUUCAAAUCGAAGCUAUGAAUUUGGGUUUCUUAUUGAGUUGGAUCUAGCAAUUCAAUUUCUGCAAUGGGCGGGGGGGACUUGAGCGAAAUGAAUCUGUUUUCAUCUGUUCAUUUGCUUCUUUUGUAUAAUACUUCCUUCCUGGCGAUGGAUGCCACUGUCCAUGAUCAACCAUUAAGCGAAAUUGUGCCAAUCAAAAUUUCAACACAAA
Messenger RNA from Cuscuta campestris, 872 nucleotides. NCBI's taxonomy places the organism in Eukaryota, Viridiplantae, Streptophyta, Magnoliopsida, Solanales, Convolvulaceae. The record is from the annotation of a GenBank genome assembly.